This is a messenger RNA of Anarrhichthys ocellatus (wolf-eel), 979 nucleotides long. RefSeq names its product DIS3-like exonuclease 1. Lineage: Eukaryota; Metazoa; Chordata; Actinopteri; Perciformes; Anarhichadidae. Gene Ontology annotation, cellular component: cytoplasmic exosome (RNase complex). Gene Ontology annotation, molecular function: 3'-5'-RNA exonuclease activity; RNA binding. The record is from RefSeq and is a predicted model, not a curated record. Gene Ontology annotation, biological process: rRNA catabolic process; mRNA catabolic process. The transcript is spliced from 3 exons. The coding region runs from base 175 to 903 and encodes 242 amino acids.
UCAUCCUCCACCCUUAUAUAUGAUAUAGUUGUUUCUUGUUUUCUUUCCUAUGUAGCAAAUUGGGACUACAAUCUAAAUUUCGUUGUGUAACCCUGUCGUACCACGACAAAUAUAAACCUUCUAACCUUGUAGCGUGAUACUGAUGUGCACUCGUGUCCACUCUCCAGGUACGCGAUGAGCGUGAUGUGGGAGCUCGACGCACAAACCCUCGCCGUGGACAAGGUGUGGUACGGUCGCACGCUGAUCCGCUCCUCCUACCAGCUCCACUACGAGCUGGCCCAGGCGCUCCUCGACGGGGAGCCGGCCGAGGUGCCGGAGCUGGACGGGCUCGGGUCCGAGGAGAGGGACGCCGAGCUGGCUCGGCUCACCCGGAGUCUGGAGACGCUGACUCGUGUAGCCAGACACCUCCGGGCACAGAGGGACAGAGGAGGAGCGCUGGAGCUGGAAGGGGUGGAGGUGCGAGCCCAGCUGGACGAGGAGAGGAACAUCACAGCCCUGGUCCCCCGUCAGCCGCUGGAGGUCCACGAGACCGUGGCCGAGUGCAUGAUCUACGCCAACCACUGGGUGGCGCGCAAGAUCCAGGAGGCCUUCCCUCACCAGGCCCUGCUGAGGCGGCACCCGCCGCCACGGCAGGAGUUCUUCAGCCAGCUGGUGGACAGCGCCGCCGCUUGGGGAUUCGCCAUCGAUACCGGGACCAACAAGGCUCUAGCGGACUCUCUGGAUCAAGCUGUGGACCCACAGGACCCGCUGGUGAACAGGCUGCUGAGGAUCAUGGCCACUACUGCCAUGUCACAGGCUGUGUACUUCUCCACUGGUCUCCAGUCUCAAGACCAGUUCUACCACUACGGUACAUUAGACAAUAUCUUUACAAUAUCCUCAGCUUUUUAUUGUAUCAACAACUAACGGAGGUGGCAUUGAGUUCAGGCAGCAACUUGCAGUCCUGCCGAGUGAAGUCAAAGCUUCAUGUGUUGAAGCUGCA